Molecule: messenger RNA, 1746 nt
Organism: Camellia sinensis
Lineage: Eukaryota; Viridiplantae; Streptophyta; Magnoliopsida; Ericales; Theaceae
Product: dicarboxylate transporter 2.1, chloroplastic-like
Biological process (GO): transmembrane transport
Cellular component (GO): membrane
Molecular function (GO): transmembrane transporter activity
Source: RefSeq, a predicted model, not a curated record
CUCUCGCUCUCUUCAAUGGAGAGCUUCGCACUCUACUCUCCAUAUCCCACCAGCACUUCCUCCUUCUCGCCCUCCUCGCGCAUAUCCUUACACCUCCGUUCCCGCCCUUCUUCUCUCUCCAAAUCCCACCAUUCCUACAUUUCUCCAAAACCCACCCUCCGUUCCUCUCUCUCCUCCGCCUCUCCUCUCUCUCUCCUCCAAGCCCACAAUCACCUCCUCUUCAAUCCUCUCCCAAAACCCACCAAAACCCUCAAACCAGUCCAAGCCUCUCAAUCUCCCCCACCCACCACCACCACCACCACUGAACCAAACCCUCAAGGCGCUAAGAUCGUCCCGCUCGUAAUCUCUCUCGCAGUAGGCCUAAUCGUUCGAUUCUUCGUCCCCAAACCCCCUGAAGUUUCGCUGCAAGCUUGGCAAUUGCUUGCAAUUUUUCUCUCAACAAUUGCUGGGCUUGUGCUGAGUCCUUUGCCUGUUGGUGCUUGGGCGUUUUUGGGACUCACCACAUCGAUUUUGACAAAAACCCUGACUUUUUCGACUGCUUUUAGUGCUUUCACGAAUGAGGUGAUUUGGUUGAUUGUGAUUUCGUUUUUCUUCGCUCGUGGGUUUGUGAAGACUGGGUUGGGGGAUAGGAUUGCUACGUAUUUUGUGAAGUGGUUGGGGAAGAGUACGUUGGGUUUGUCAUAUGGGUUGACUGUCAGUGAAGCUCUUAUUGCUCCGGCAAUGCCGAGCACCACUGCGAGAGCUGGUGGUGUAUUUUUGCCGAUCAUUAAGUCUCUGUCGCUAUCCGCGGGUAGUAAACCGGGUGAUCCAUCAGCGAAAAAGCUCGGGGCUUAUUUGGUUCAGUCUCAAUUUCAGUCUGCUGGUAACUCUAGUGCGCUUUUCCUGACUGCUGCAGCUCAAAACCUGCUGUGCCUAAAACUAGCCGAGGAAGUUGGGGUGAUAGUUGCAAACCCAUGGGUUUCUUGGUUCAUGGCUGCUAGUUUACCUGCAAUCGUUUGUCUCUUAGUUACUCCUCUUGUCUUGUACAAACUUUAUCCACCCGAAACCAAAGACACGCCAGAUGCCCCUGCUAUGGCUUCAAAAAAGUUGGAGCUUAUGGGUCCUGUCACAAGGAAUGAGUGGGUCAUGGUUGGCACAAUGCUUCUUGCUGUCUCCUUGUGGGUCGUUGGAGAUGCUCUUGGCAUAGCAAGUGUUGUUGCUGCUAUGCUGGGCUUAUCAAUACUACUAUUGUUGGGGGUGCUUGAUUGGGACGACUGCUUGGGUGAAAAAUCAGCAUGGGACACCUUGGCUUGGUUUGCAGUUCUCGUGGGCAUGGCAGGCCAAUUGACCAAUCUUGGCAUUGUAAAAUGGAUGUCUGAUUAUGUGGCUUUAUCUCUUCAAUCUUUCUCUUUGAGCUGGCCUGCUGCGUUUGCUGUCCUUCAAGCCGCUUACUUCCUCAUCCAUUACUUGUUUGCAAGUCAAACCGGUCAAGUGGGAGCUUUAUACUCCGCAUUUCUUGCUAUGCACUUGGCAUCCGGGGUACCUGGCGUGUUGGCAGCACUGGCUUUAGCUUACAAUACAAAUCUAUUCGGUGCUCUAACGCAUUAUAGCAGUGGUCAGGCUGCUGUAUACUAUGGAGCUGGUUACAUAGACCUUCCUGACGUGUUUAGAGUGGGCUUUGUCAUGGCGCUUAUUAAUGCUAUAAUCUGGGGCGUUGUUGGUUUCUGGUGGAAGUUCUUGGGCCUAUAUUGAUUCUUGACGAUUUUC